UAUCCCAUGUCCCAUGCCAAAUCAGAGAUCAGAUCCCAAAUUGUCGUACUUAUAUACGUUGUAGGUGUAGCAGACAGACUCGACUCGAGACGCCUUGGCAACACCGUGGGGUGUCUCUACCAUGCAGUGGGUGCUGGUAGACUGCGGUGGUCGACUACUGUAUGAUAGCCGUGCUCACGAGAACACUCAUUUGCUCAUCUCUCGCGAAAUGAGCCUCAUCAUCUGCCGAUGUUUGUGUUUGCCUGCAUCAUCUGCAACUACAUGUUGAUGUUGGGUGCAGUUGUACGUACCGCUGUAAAAAUGUCAUAUAUACAGUCGUUAGUAACCCAGGUGUAGCCCCUCAUCGUUUAGUCCUUCCCUUUUCUGUCUCCUUCAUUUAUUAGGAAUCGGGUUUACAAAAGUAUUUAUUUUGGAGCAUGGCGUGUUUGCAUCAUGUCGAUGAGAAAGUGUCGGGCGUGAAGAUAACAUCACAGGAAAAUAUUUAUUUUCACUUCUAAAAGAAUAAAUAAAAAAUGAGGCCUAAUCUACUGGUGGGCAAAGAGAGAAAGAGAGCGUGUCUAACUAAUGUGAAUUCUGUCAUCUCUUUAAUACCCCGUGGAUAAACGAUUAAAAAACUGCAAUGCAAACCAAGACUUUGACCUUGGUUCAGCUUAGUGUUAUUGUUUUUUAACUUGUGCAGUAUUCUACAAACUGAUUUGUUUGAUCUGGUGUCACUGUGAUCAUGCUCUCAAAUUCCUAUUUGAGUUUUGCUGAGUAAUGUUUUGUGCUGAGAAUAUGAGUUCUGCAGGUGAUCCUAGGCUGUCGUUGAAGCAGCUGCUGAUAGUGCUUCUGCAUCAAGAGUGCACAUUUGAAGCAUAGUAUAAAUAUAACGGAGGAGUGGAACACAUCCCUCGAAUUUCGCGUGAGUGGAAAAAAUGUCUGGUGGUGACAGGAAGAAGCGCACGGGCGACCGCGGACAGGGUUGGGAGGAGGCUGGUGCCGAGUUUUACCAGGAGAGUUACCCUGCUGCUGCCAUCGAGGCUGAUCUCCAACAAGCUUUGCAGAGGGAUCCGUCUCACAUAGCAACCCUCCUGCCAAGCAAGAAAUCUCGAGUUGCUACAACUCAGAAAAGAGUCAGGCAUGAACCUCGCACGACACUCAGAAGACGCACAAGCACGCGUUCGAGAUGUGCAACGAGUACGGUGAGAAGAAUGUCCACAAAUGUUCAGGAUGCUGCUGUUUCUAUGUUACCCGACCUUUCGGAAAAUCUGUCCAACGAAGAGCGCACCUGGGAGGAAAUCAUGCAAAUCAAGUCAAUGCCGGUUUGCAUGGCACAGAAAAUCGAGAUGAAAAGACAACUGCAGAGUGCAACAAAAUUACGACUACAAGGCUUUGAUCAGCUGAAAUGGCAACGAAGAAAAGCAUGGCAAACAUUUUGCAUCAAAGCAAACGAGGCCUACUCGAAAAUGGAACUGUGGAGUACGAGUCUCAAGAAAAUAGGCGGUAAUCUUGGGAUGGGUAUAGUUGCCUUUUUCCUAUUUAUAAAGUGGAUUCUUUUUUUGAACCUUGUUCUGUUCGGUAUGAUUUCGGUAUUUCUUGUUUUACCCACAACACUUUUAGAAGUUCCAAGAAACGAAACGUGUGCCUCGACAAACGACACAGUCUCAACUUAUUGCUGCACAGAACAGUACUGGAACAAGUCACGGGAGUUUAAUACAUUUUUAGACUUUUUUCAAGGCAGCCACCUUUUUGAAUACAGCCUUUUGUUUUACGGGGCAUACCCUUCUCUGUCAUACUACGGCAAUAGUAAUGAAUAUCACUAUGAUUUACCACUAGCCUACAUGUGCGUAAUGAUGCUCGUUUUCGUGGUAAGUUUGGUUGCGGUGGUCAGGUCAUCGGUCAAGGGUUUCAGAGAAAGAGUCGUGGAAGGCGAGGGUCAGUUUUAUCGGUACUGCAAUCUCGUUUUUGGCGGUUGGGACUAUUGCAUCAAUAAUGAAAACGCUUCAGAAACGAAACACAGAGCACUGUAUAACGAAAUAAAAGUGCUCAUGGAAUCUGAGAGAUUCGAGGAAGAGCGUCAGAAUCGUACCUGCGAAGAAAAAUUCAAACUGUGCCUGGUGCGUAUUUUCGUCAAUGCGCUCGUACUCUUGAUUCUUUGCUCAUGCGGUGUCUUUAUUUUCUUUAUAAUACGCUUUUCUUUCGAGCAAGCUUCUUUAAGGGUGGACAUGACUCAACGUGACAUCUUUAGCGAAAUGAACCUUGAUACGGUUUAUCAGAUUUUCUUUGAAUUUUUGCCAUUCAUCUGCAUAUUUCUCCUAAAUAUCAGCGUACCUGUGUUUUUUCAACACCUGAUAAGCCUUGAAAGUUACAGUCCUCCUUCAGUCAUCAAAAUCACACUGUUACGCACAAUUUUUCUCAGGCUAGCCUCUCUUGUCGUUCUUCUCAGCAGCUUCUACGUUAAAUUAAACGCCAAAAUAGAUGAUGACGAAUGUAUGAACUCUGCGCAGCUCCUGUGCUGGGAAACAUUUGUAGGACAACAAUUUUUGAAGCUCUACAUAACCGAUAUUGUUGGUCAGUUCUUUGUGACUUUCUUCAUAAAUUUCCCAAGAUCGCUCAUUGGAAAACAUUCCGAGAACAAAGCCUUACGAUUUAUUGGUCAUCAGAAAUUUGAUUUAUGCAAACACGUCCUGGACAUUGUUUAUCUGCAAACAAUCUGCUGGCUGGGUGUGUUUUUUGCACCGUUUCUACCUUUCUUUGGUAUCAUUGGCUCUUUUUUGCUGUUUUAUAUCAAAAAGUUUGAAUGCCUCGUCAAUUGUCGGCCCUCGAAUCAUGUCUACCGAGCAAGCAGGUCCCAUUCUUUGUUCAUGUUCAUAUUGUUGAUUUGUUACGUGUUCGUCGUCGUCCCGAUCGGCUACUGUCUGGUCAAAUUUAGCCCGUCCAAGGCCUGUGGACCCUUUAAGGAGCUCGACUCGCCUUGGAGCCUCGUAGUGACCACGUUCUUGCAGCUGCCAAGCUGGAUCAGAUCCAUUGUAUCUUUUCUGGGCACAGCUGGUUUUGGCAUACCGGCUUUCCUAGUGCUCUCUCUACUGUUAUACUAUUAUUACGCGGUUUCAAUGGCAAAUAAGAACAUGGUGACGGUUCUGAAGAAUCAGCUGGUACUCGAGGGACACGACAAACAGUUCUUGCUCAACAGGCUGAGUGCUUUUAUCAAGCAGCAGCAAGAACAGACCAAGUAUCAUCAAGAUCUGAAUGACUAUACAUAGAUUAAUUUUUUUAACUCGUGUGUAUAUAUCUAUACAGGGUAUGCACAUUAUUUAGGUACAUUGUUACGAUUACGCGCAACUAAGUGCACACUUAGGAACUCUGGACUAGUCAUUAUUUUAAUAAGAACUAAAUAGACUCUUAACAGAUAAGAAACAUCAUCCAAAAAUACUAAUAAAUUAUUUGUAUUGGGUCAUUCUUAACAUAUUGAAUGUACCUAAGUGUCAUAUUUUUAUUUGAGCAGUUUUGUUUGGAAUUCAAUUUAUGAAUAUUUUUGGAUGAUAGGAUAGGUAAAUAAAUUUACAGACUCUAAGUUUAUAAUUUGUAAAGGCGAUAAUCCAUUUAUUUUAAGUUUUCAAGUUUUACAAAUUUAUUUUUUUAUACAGAGGAUACUGAAAGUAGGUUCAACUGAUUUCUGAUAUACUUGUGUCGAUAUGACGACUGUUACUGUGAAUAAUCAGUGAUAACUUAUCAAUAAAACUUUUCAUUGAAAUGUA
Molecule: messenger RNA, 3737 nt
Organism: Copidosoma floridanum
Lineage: Eukaryota; Metazoa; Arthropoda; Insecta; Hymenoptera; Encyrtidae
Product: transmembrane channel-like protein 7
Cellular component (GO): plasma membrane
Molecular function (GO): mechanosensitive monoatomic ion channel activity
Source: RefSeq, a predicted model, not a curated record